Molecule: messenger RNA, 1614 nt
Organism: Ylistrum balloti
Lineage: Eukaryota; Metazoa; Mollusca; Bivalvia; Pectinida; Pectinidae
Product: octopamine receptor 1-like
Exons: 1
Coding region: 1-1614 (537 amino acids)
Biological process (GO): adenylate cyclase-activating adrenergic receptor signaling pathway
Cellular component (GO): membrane
Molecular function (GO): G protein-coupled receptor activity
Source: RefSeq, a predicted model, not a curated record
AUGGAGAAUUGUUCCACUGGAGCAGAUGGGGUUGCAUUCUAUGACUUGAAUCCUGGAAUGAUUGUUGCCUGCAUUGCUCUUGGGUGUAUCAAUCUGGUCGUACUACUCGGCAACAGUUUAGUAAUUACGGCUGUAAUCCGAAACCGGAAGUUGCGCACCAUUACAAAUAUUUAUAUAGUGUCUUUGGCAUGCGCAGAUUUGCUUCUCGCUAUUUUUGUACUUCCUUUUUCUGCUGCUUUAGAAGUAUUGCACUUUUGGCCUUUCGGACAGCCAUUUUGUACGAUGUGGCUGGCAAUUGACGUACUUCUUUGUACAGCAUCCAUAUUAAACCUUUGUGCCAUAAGCUUAGAUAGAUUUCUAGCGGUCACCAAACCUAUUCGAUACCCAAGCCUUGUUUCAAAAAAGAGAGGGAAAAUCUUAGUGAUGUGUGUUUGGGUGUUGUCAUUUGUGAUCUCAUUCCCGCCACUGAUUGGUUGGAAUGACGAGAAUAACGGAAUUCAGAAACAUGAUAGCUGGUUGAUCACGGAAAUAGAACAGGAUAAUUAUACUAACUGGAGUAAUCGAUCAACCACAGACAAUUUAUACAACGAAAAGGAUAUGAAUGACACGGUGUGCGUGAAACUAUAUCCCGAGUGUGAACUAACUCCGACGAAAGGUUAUAGAAUAUAUGCUGCCCUCGGAUCAUUCUAUAUUCCAAUGUUUAUCAUGUCGUUUUUCUACUGUCGAAUCUACAGAGCUGCUACACGCACGGCCGCGUCGCUCAGAACAGGAAUAUUGAUGACUAAACGUACAGAUGAACCUGCUAACAAGUGUCAGAAAGUCGAUACCAUCGCCCUCCGUGUGCAUCGUGGAGGUGGGUCUAUCUACCGGUCACCAUCCAACAUAUCGAGUAGAAGGGCAUCUUAUCUCAUAUGUAAUAAGGACGAAAAAAUGGCAAAUUGCAACAGCGAUAUUGAACUUCUACCGAUACGUAAUCGCCCCAUCGCCUGCAAUAAUAACAAUAGAUCUAUUGCUCAUAAUUUCUCCGAUCCUGAUUUAAGGAAUGGAACUUACCGCCAGAAACACAGGUGCACACCAGAUCCUGCGAGUGAUAGUGUUGCCGUGUACCUUGGAACCUCAACCUCAACACGAUCGCAUUAUCCAGAAAGUCCCUAUCAAAACAGAAAAGUAGUGGUUAGCAACAGGAACAUUGGUCAGACAAAUAGACGCCAUCGUUCAGUGCUUUUCAUCAACGACGGACAAUCAAAUCAAAAAAUUAACAUACGGAAAUUUCUGAGGGACACGAAAGCCGCAAAAACCGUUGCUAUUAUAGUCGGGGCUUUCCUUCUUUGUUGGUUUCCUUUUUUUACCAUUUAUUUAAUUGAAGCAUUUUGUGCCGAUUGUGUACCUGGACUAGCCUUUUCAAUAUUUUUCUGGCUUGGAUAUUGUAAUUCAAUGAUAAAUCCUUUCAUAUAUGCGUUAUUUUCUAGAGAUUUUAGAUUUGCAUUUCGAAGAAUUCUUCAUUGUAGAAGAUUUUCGCGAACCUUUCUUUUUCGAAGGUCUGAACAUUCCCCGUGCAACAAGAGAAUGUUUGGAUCGCCAGUUCUAGAAAGUGAAAGUUAUUCAGACUUUUAA